AAAGAGGAUCCGACCCGGAAGAAUAUCUGCGCAGAAAGCAAACCGAAGAAGAGAACUUCGUUGUUCUACGCAGGCAAAAAGGCGUGAAGUUGGUGAAAUCGGCGAAGAUGGAAUUGGAAGUAGACGAGAAAGACCUAAGAUCGGCGGGAGCCGAGCUUUUGACAGAUGGAAGGCGCGGAUUGCGUAUCGGCGGUUGGGAGAUCGAGUCUCGUAAUCGCUCUAUUCUCACUUCCUUGGCUCUCCAACAAUGGGAACAAAACCUCCAAACUUGUCACUUACCGGAGAUGAUUUUCGGUGAAAGUUGUUUGGUUCUUAAGCACGUAGGCAGCGGCACCAAAAUUCAUUUUAAUGCAUUUGAUGCUCUGGCCGGUUGGAAACAGGAAGGUUUGCCUCCUGUUGAAGUUCCUGCUGCUGCUAAAUGGAAAUUCAGAAGUAAACCCUUCCAGCAGGUGAUAUUGGACUAUGACUAUACGUUUACAACUCCUUAUUGUGGAAGUGAAAUGGUUGAGCUUGAUGCAGACAAGAAUCGAGAAUUAGGGAUUUUAACAAAGCGUGAAAGUGGGGAAAUCUCUGGGGGGAGUUCAGGCCUCCAUUGGGAGGAUUGCGAAGAGCAGCUUGAUGUGGCUGCCCUAGCAUUAAAAGAACCCAUUCUAUUCUAUGAUGAGGUAGUUUUGUAUGAAGAUGAAUUGGCUGAUAAUGGAGUGUCACUUGUAACUGUGAAAGUGAGAGUCAUGCCAAGUUCUUGGUUCCUCCUCUUACGAUUUUGGGUUUUUGAACAGCUUCGGGUUGAUGGAGUGCUAAUGAGAUUAAGGGACACCCGUAUGCAUUGUGUUUUUGAUGAGAGUGCAAAUCCUGUCAUUCUUCGAGAAAGAUGCUGGAGAGAGGGCACAUUUCAAGCUUUAUCUGCUAAUGGAUAUCCUACCGAUUCUGCUUCGUAUAGUGAUCCGAGCAUCAUCAGCCAAAGGCUUCCUGUCAUCAUGCAUCAAACCCAAAAGCUAAGAGUCCCUGGUAACUUGUAGACUGUAAAUUGCCUUUGUGAAACAGAUCCAAAUUAUUUUUAUGCUCUGGUCAUGGCAAACUUUGAUCGAUUCAGGUGGAUUCCAUAAGUGAAAAAGUCUUUUUCAAUGCA
Theobroma umbraticum is the source of this 1129-nucleotide messenger RNA. RefSeq names its product TIP41-like family protein. Gene Ontology annotation, biological process: TOR signaling. NCBI's taxonomy places the organism in Eukaryota, Viridiplantae, Streptophyta, Magnoliopsida, Malvales, Malvaceae. Gene Ontology annotation, cellular component: cytosol. The record is from RefSeq and is a predicted model, not a curated record.